Messenger RNA from Pristis pectinata (smalltooth sawfish), 767 nucleotides. RefSeq names its product phosphoinositide-interacting protein-like. The transcript has 2 exons. Lineage: Eukaryota; Metazoa; Chordata; Chondrichthyes; Rhinopristiformes; Pristidae. The record is from RefSeq and is a predicted model, not a curated record. Bases 67 to 468 code for a protein of 133 amino acids.
UUCAGACCACAUGGCGAUAUUCCAAACAACCGUAAAAGUUUAUUUGGUUACUUAUUACCAGGAAAAAUGCAACUUGUGGCCUUGAGCUCGACCGAGCAGUUCGGCUCAGAUCAACUUUCCUUCCACACAAGUGCGAGGACCUACUCUUCCAGAGGGUCACAAUCCCGGCCAGAGUUUCAAGCGGAGCUCGGCGGUGCGUCCGAAGGCGAGGGGUACACCAACUGGGUCUACUAUCACAAACCCGUAACUGUCUUCGUCAUUGGAGUUUUCGCCUUGCUGGCCGGCGUCAUCCUCACUAUCCUGUACUUCAUUCGACUGGUCGAGGUCCCUUACGUCCUUGGGCCAGUUUGCCUCUCCAUUGGAUUGAUGUUCAUGGUUACCGGUCUCGUGUGGAUCCCGAUCGUUAAGGAAAAGAUCAGACAGAACAGAUUAAUAAGGAAACUGCACGCCCGACGGUCCGCUGCGUGAUGCACGCGUUACCUUGGGUUUAUCGGACACACGCGUGGUUCAAACGGAACAUCUCCCUGCAGGGUUCUGUCCUGUCCCUUCAAUGCAUCAGCCUCACUUUAGCGGGUUAUCAGCGUUAUUACACCCGGAGCUCUUCUGGCAAUUAGCUGCGAGUUCCCACUCUUUACAUUGUCAGGUGAUCACCUCACAACCUUUAAUCCCUCACUUUCGGGAUCAUAAACCGUUUGAGGUGUCCCAACCCUCACCUUGGACCUUAAUCGGAAGAAGAUUGUUCUAAUGACCACCAUCCCUCCCUCUGA